Toxotes jaculatrix (banded archerfish) is the source of this 1128-nucleotide messenger RNA. It is a transcript of the gene prokr1a, whose product is annotated as prokineticin receptor 1a. Gene Ontology annotation, biological process: neuropeptide signaling pathway. The transcript has 2 exons. Gene Ontology annotation, cellular component: membrane. Gene Ontology annotation, molecular function: neuropeptide receptor activity. Bases 1 to 1128 code for a protein of 375 amino acids. NCBI's taxonomy places the organism in Eukaryota, Metazoa, Chordata, Actinopteri, Toxotidae. The record is from RefSeq and is a predicted model, not a curated record.
AUGGGAGACCCGACCAACAGCAGCUCGGCGCUGACUGACUACUUCCUGGCCGGUGAUGACCUGGACUACGGGGUUCCUCUGGACGAGAUCCCGGACACCACGCAGGGCCGGGCCUUCUUCGUGGCCACCAUCGUAAUCGCUGUGGUCCUGGUGGGCAUCAUGCUGGUCUGUGGAGUGGGGAACUGCCUGUUCAUCGCCAGCCUUGCUCGCUACAAGCAGCUCAGAAACCUGACCAACCUGCUGAUCGCCAACCUGGCGGUGUCGGACGUGCUGGUGGCGGUGGUGUGCUGUCCCUUCCUGCUGGAUUACUACGUGGUCAAGCAGCUGUCGUGGGAUCACGGCCUGCUGCUCUGCGCCUCCACCAACUACCUGCGCACCGUCUCACUCUAUGUGUCUACAAACGCACUGCUGGCCAUCGCCGUGGACAGGUACAUGGCUAUCCUCCACCCUCUGAAGCCUCGUAUGAAGCACCAGACGGCGUACUGUGUGAUCCUGACCGUCUGGAUCGUCCCCGUCUUCAUCUCCAUCCCUUCUGCUUACAUGGCCUCCGAGACGACGUACCCACAUGUAGAAGGUCGCACCCACAAGACCUUCUGUGCUCAGAUCUGGCCUGUGGACCAGCAGGUUUACUACCGCUCAUACUUCCUCCUCAUCUUCGCCCUGGAGUUCAUGAGCCCCGUGACUGUUAUGGCUGUGUGCUACAUCCAGAUCUCCAGGGAGCUGUGGUUUAAGGACGUUCCGGGUUUCCAGACGGAGCAGAUCCGGAAGAGGCUCCAGAGGCGUCGCAGGACGGUGGUGGUGCUGAUUCUGGUGCUGGUCGCCUAUGUCCUGUGUUGGGCGCCAUACUAUGCCUUUGCCCUGCUGCGGGACUUUUACCCCACCCUCAUCUCCAGGGACAGGAACUCCCUGGUGGCCUUCUACAUCAUCGAGUGCAUCGCCAUGAGCAAUGGGGUCAUCAACACGCUCUGCUUCGUGAGUGUCCGAAACAACACCAAGCGCCUGAAGAAGGCGGGCAAGUUCCCGCUGAGGCUGGUGACCUUCGUGGCUGCCAAGUCGGUUGACGAAGGGGAGGCACGGACGUCCUCUCUCCGAGUGACGGAGGACGCAGAGGGAGCUCGGCUGAGGUAG